CGUUUCUGCAGUUGUAAGGCUGAAGACUUUAAGUGACAAGUCCAGAGAAGUGAAAGUCAAAAGCAAACCCAGCAGGACGAGGUAUUUGCCAAAGUACUCUGCCGGACUUGAACUACUUAGCAGGUAUGAAGAUACCUGGGCUGCACUUCACAGAAGAGCCAAAGAGUGUGCCAGUGCUGGAGAGCUGGUGGAUAGCGAGGUGGUUAUGCUCUCUGUGCACUGGGAGAAGAAGAAGACGAGCCUGAUUGAGUUGCAGGAGCAGCUGCAGCAGCUUCCAGGUUUAGUAGCAGACUUGGAAUCCAUGACAGCAAAUCUGGCUCAUUUAGAGGCCAGUUUUGAGGAGGUAGAAAAUCACCUGCUUCAUCUGGAGGAUUUGUGUGAACAGUGUGAGUUAGAAAGAUGCAAACAUGUGCAGUCUCAGCACUUGGAGAAUUACAAGAAAAAUAAGAGGAAGGAGCUUGAAGCCUUCAAAGCUGAGCUGGAUGCGGAGCACGCGCAGAAGGUCCUGGAGAUGGAGCACGCCCAGCAGAUGAAGCUGAAGGAACGGCAGAAGUUCUUUGAGGAAGCCUUCCAGCAGGACAUGGAGCAGUACCUGUCUACGGGCUACCUGCAGAUCUCGGAGAGGCGAGAGCCCAUGGGCAGCAUGUCGUCCAUGGAAGUGAACGUGGACGUGUUGGAGCAGAUGGACCUCAUGGACAUCUCCGACCAGGAGGCCCUGGAUGUCUUUCUGAACUCGGGUGGCGAGGACAACACCAUGCCGUCCCCUGGCCUAGGACCUGACUCUGAAACCUGUCCGAAUGAGAUCACUCUUCAAGUUCCAAAUCCUCCAGAAUUACCUCCCAAGCCACCUUCCUCCCCAUCUGCCUGCAGCAACACUGCCACCCAGGAUGCCGAGGGUAGGGAUGGCCCCCUGGUCCAGGCAGAUGAGGAGGAGGUGCAGGUGGACACUGCCCUGGCCACCUUCCACACCAACAGCAAGGCCACUUCGGAUGUCAGUGGGGACAGCGACUCGAGUCAAGAUGUUUAAGUGGAUUGGCCUGGGUUUACGGUUGCCAGUGAUGGGUGAGAGAGGCCGAGAGAAGAACGCACAAUAAAGCUUGAGGACUCUAAACCCA
Molecule: messenger RNA, 1115 nt
Organism: Chinchilla lanigera (long-tailed chinchilla)
Lineage: Eukaryota; Metazoa; Chordata; Mammalia; Rodentia; Chinchillidae
Gene: Dtnbp1
Product: dystrobrevin binding protein 1
Exons: 10
Coding region: 206-1027 (273 amino acids)
Biological process (GO): negative regulation of protein kinase activity; regulation of synaptic vesicle exocytosis; anterograde synaptic vesicle transport
Cellular component (GO): BLOC-1 complex; synaptic vesicle membrane; neuron projection
Source: RefSeq, a predicted model, not a curated record